Messenger RNA from Neodiprion fabricii, 3545 nucleotides. It is a transcript of the gene drn, whose product is annotated as AN1-type zinc finger protein 6. NCBI's taxonomy places the organism in Eukaryota, Metazoa, Arthropoda, Insecta, Hymenoptera, Diprionidae. Bases 590 to 1204 code for a protein of 204 amino acids. The record is from RefSeq and is a predicted model, not a curated record. Gene Ontology annotation, molecular function: DNA binding; zinc ion binding. The transcript has 4 exons.
UCUAACUUUACACCAGUCAUCAGCAGUAUUGUUCGUCUGCCUCUGAGCGAAGGUGUUGGUCAGUAACCGAGGUCGACGGCUAGGGCCAAGACUGAGAUUUUACCUAGCCUGGGAGUUGGAGUAAUAAGUUCACCUAACCGAUUAACCAGGGGACAAUUUUUAGUGCCUGUGUGGAUUGAGUGCUUCGCUAUACUGUAAAGGACAUAACGAAAAAUACCUGCGUCGCGAGUUAUCGAGGGGAUAUGACGAGUUUUUAUUAAGAAUAUGUGGGAUAACGUCGCAGGAUUUCAAUCGGCCACACGUCAAGUCAGCUGACAUAUUGCGCCCUGCUACGCCACAGCAGCCUUCAAGAAGUUCGUGGUGACGAUAGACACCGUGUCGUGGAACGGCGGAAGGAAAAAAAGUGAGUCGGCUGCGACGAGGAACUAUUAGCAAUCUUGGUUAUCUGACAAGCAGUAACUCGUCGCUAAUACCGGCUCGACGCAAAUAAACUUACUUAGGAUUAUAUAAUAAAAGGAAUAGAAAGAGGGUAGAGGAGUGGGAGAAAAAAAAAGUACUCCAUAUUAAAGUAACAAAAGAAGUGUCAAAUAUGGAACGAGAAUCUAACCCCAUGCAAGCCUUGUGCCGUAGCGGCUGCGGGUUCUACGGAUCUCCUGCUACCGACGGUCUCUGCUCUUUGUGCUACAAAGAAAACCUUAAGAAAAAACAACAGCCACCAGUCUCCGCUGCAUCUCCACCAACCUCCGUACCAACCUCACAAACUGCUUCGAGUAAUGCUGGUACAUUGCAGACAGGAUUUGCAAGUCUUGCGUCAACGGGGACGACUGCACAACCAACCAUUCCCACAAUUCCUCAGCCUACAAACGACCUGCCCAGUCCAAAGGAGGUGAGCAGAGAAGAUCAGGAAGGAGAAGCAGGUGCAAGUAGUGGGGCUGCGGAAGGUUCGGUCAGUAGUGGGGAUGCCGAUGAUAGUUUUGAUGGCAAGGAGAGCGACAAAGAAUCCAAAAAGAAGAAAAAUCGUUGUGCUAUUUGUCGCAAGAAAGUGGGCCUGACCGGAUUUGAGUGCCGCUGUGGAGGAUUAUUUUGCUCCGUGCAUCGAUACAGUGACAAGCACGACUGCAAAUUCGAUUACAGAGAAAUGGGUGCCCAAGAGAUUCGACGUAACAAUCCGGUUGUUGUUGGUGAAAAAGUGCAAAAAAUUUGAACUUCUUAGUGUGUAGUCAUUGGGAAAAUGGUUAUAUAACUAUAUAAACAAACAAAAGAAAAAAUAUAAAACACGGAGAAAACGAGAUAUAAAUUAUCUGGCAGCUGAUUGCACAUCGUGGAAUGAAUGGAAGACAAAAGAACAAAUUCCAAUUUAGAUGAUAGUGCCAUGUCAGAGAUUGUCAUCUAGUGUGAAUUUAUUAUGAGAAAAUAUCUGGUUAUUAACUGCUGCCAGCUUACUACUACUAUUACCUAUUAUUAUCUUUAUGGUUAUUACGAUUUAUCAUUAUUAUUCUAUAUUAUGUUUAUUAAUUUACUUAAAGGCAAAAUUUGUAAAAGAAAAAAAAAAGAAUUCCUUGUAUGUAUUUUAAGUAGAAGCGGAAUUCCUGGUGCAGUCAGUCAGUCAGUCCAAAAUAUCUUAGUUAAUGAACCGAUCGAAACUACAAAAAUUAACACGUAGCGAUUUGUUUCUAUAUUGAAAGGGAAUGUUAUUUAGAUGAUGACUGACGUUGAUGGGUGAUCACAAUUCUAGGUUAAUAUUAGUCUAAUAAUUAUUAAGUAUAUUAGAUGAUUGAUUCAUAAAUAAUGCAAUGAAGUAUAAGUAGUACUGUGUGUUUAUGUCCAAUCUCACAAGAAUAUAACGAGCAUUAUUACUCAUUAAAUAUUGUUUGAAUUUACGUUUUUGAAUAAUUAUUUACACUUCGUUCGCGGAUGCUGCUUCGUUAAAUAUUACAUUAUAGGCGCGAAAUCGAUGUAUGUAUUAUAUACGCGAUCUUAAACAGAUCCGUAGAGUCGUCUGCCUUUUGUCCGGUUAGCACUUGCCGUCAACUGAAGUUUUCUAUAAAAUUGUUGGAAAGAUUGGUGUCCGGCGGUGUUGUGAUUCUUCUCCCUCAUUUUUUCGUUGAAUAUUCUUUUCUCUGUGAAUUUUUCAUUUUUAUUAUUUUAUAUUUAAUUUAUCUUCAAAGCUGUAAGGCAUAUGUAGUCUUGUGCAGCGGUGUGCAAUGUGUAAAACCUGUAGAAAGAUGAGAAGGAGGAACAAGGUAACGAAGAAAACCAUCAUUUAUUACAAGGAAGACUUAUCUAGCUGUGGAAAAUGAAAAAAUCAGUUCAUUAUAUAAUAUCAGCAAAUUUUGUUCUGCAGUAUCACAGCUGUGGAUAAUUUUCUUGGUUUGUGUCGCGUUUUACCAGCCUCAAUUUGGAAAUGCUAUGGCUUACCAGUAUAUUAUACGUUUGUAGCGAUUCAUGUAAUUUUAAUUAAUGUGUUAUCUGCAUUCCAUUACAGCCGCUAUUCUCGUUGGUUGAUCCAAUGUAAAAUCUUUGAGAAUAACGGUACUAAUAGAAUGCUAACAACUUUCAUAGUUUAGUGAACGAAAAUCAUGUUAAACAUUGAGCAUACUAUCGUCGUAGACAAUUGUUUAAUAACCAUUUCUUAUUUCUUUGUAUUAGUUAUUGUAGAAAUGAAAUAUAAUCAUGGUUAGCAAUAAAGUUUCACAGUUAGCAAUUGCGCCAUAAUGACAAUUUCAUUGAGUGAUAACCCAUCGAAACUUUGGCUCUCCAAGGGGGGGUGUAUCUUUACUUAUUCCACUGAACGGUUGGAGAAUUAUGUGGUAUAAAGCUGGUAUAAUAUGACACAACCCAAUUCCGUAGUUGAUUUUUAAAUAGUCAGGAGAGAUUUUCUGUGAAUUUAGACAGCCGAGCCUAGGACAAAGAUAACUUCUUUGAUAAUUUUGAAGAUACCACAUCCCUAAGAAUUAGCAAUAUUGUUCGACUAAAUUUACCAGAUUAACUCUCCCAGCACUCAAGACAAUAUUACCUCGACAUCAAUAUGUCUCACUAUCUUUGUUUUCAACAAUUGGAUUUUAUGGGAUGGAUUAUUCAAUUCUAUAGGCGAAAAAAGUUGUUUGACAGAGUAAAAUACACCAGGUAACCUGACGACAUAAUUGGUAGAGUCGCCUUUUGGCCUUUGUCAUACUUUAGGCAUAGCAUAUUUUUCUAAUAUAUAUCACAAUAUUGGAUAAUCGUGAAACUAAAGACAACUAAUUGACCACACUUCAGCUGUUGUUUAUACUUGGCUGGCUUCAUAAGGACGUAACGACGCUUGUAAUUAUUAAAAUUGAUAUUAGUAUAUCUAAGCAAUUAAAAUUAACAUCAACUUUAAUAUAUUAUACAAUUACCAUACUAUCCUCCAAAAUACUUUAGACUUUAGGUUCGCCUAGGUAAACGGAAUUAGCAUAUUUACACACCCCCAGACGUCCUAACACAGUUCUCAAACAUUUAUAGUUAUAGUCGACUAUAUUUAUGUAUAUUUAAAAACAAAAAUAUAUAUAAAUUCAUCACUCUAA